This is a messenger RNA of Ochlerotatus camptorhynchus, 1171 nucleotides long. Its product is annotated as dnaJ homolog subfamily C member 17. NCBI's taxonomy places the organism in Eukaryota, Metazoa, Arthropoda, Insecta, Diptera, Culicidae. Gene Ontology annotation, cellular component: spliceosomal complex. The record is from RefSeq and is a predicted model, not a curated record. The coding region runs from base 38 to 946 and encodes 302 amino acids. Gene Ontology annotation, biological process: spliceosomal complex disassembly. The transcript is spliced from 2 exons. Gene Ontology annotation, molecular function: RNA binding.
AUACCGCUGAAUAUCCAUUCAGCUCAUCCCCGCAAACAUGGUAGACGUGAAAAAGUUCAGUGAAAUCGACCUGUACGGUCUGCUGGGCGUCGAAAUAAGCGCUACUGAAGCGGAGAUUCGCAAAGCCUACCGCAAGAAAGCCUUACAAUGCCAUCCGGACAAGAAUCCCGACAACCCGAAAGCAGCGGAGUUGUUCCAGGAGCUGUCGAAAACGUUGGAGAUUUUGCUCGAUGGAUCCGCUCGGUCGGCGUACGACAAACUACUGAAUGCAAAGAAAGCCGCUCAGUUGAGGACCACGCAGUUGGACAGCAAAAGGCAGAAGCUGAAGAUGGAACUGGAAGAAAGGGAGCGGAGGGCGAGGGAAGCGGCCAGUGGCGGGUAUAAGGUAAACAAGACGCCGGAGGAGUUGUUCCGGGAAGAAUUUGAGCGGUUGCAGAAGGAAGGAUCGAAGCUGAUGGAAGAGGAACAGGAACUGAUGAGACAGCAGCUGCGGCAGGAGAAAGCAAUGCAGGGCAAGGCACAGUCGAGUUGGGAUGCCUCAAAACAUAGAAUUAAGAUCAAGUGGAAGGCGGAGAAGAAUGAUCCGGAGAACGGAGGGUACACCCAGGACGUUUUGAACAAGUUCUUGGCGAAGUAUGGGGACAUUAAUGUGUUGGUGAUGAGCCCGAAGAAGAACGGAAGCGCUCUGGUAGAAUACAAGACCCAAGAGGCUGCGGAGAUGGCGGUUAGCUAUGAACAGGGACGAUUGGACAAUCCGUGCAGCUUGGAGUGGAUCGGGGAUGCUCCGAAGAAUAAAAAUUCCCGAACGGGAGGUUCCAGUACGAUCACCGAGCGGGACUUCGAGAGUUUGGUGCUGAGGCAGUUGCGACAGGCGGAGGAACGGAAGCGGUUGAUAGAGCAGAUGAUGCGAGAGGAAGCAGAAGAGGAGCAGAAGGUGGGGAAGUGAUACCGAUGGCGGACUAUAUUUAAGGUAUGUUGUUAUUGUUGCUUUGUUCUAUACUUUCUUCCGUAUUUGGUUGACAGUUUUAAAGAAUAAUUUAUAACUUGCGCAAAUGCCUAAAAUGUGUGUGUGUAUAUAUUAGAACGUUUUAAGUUAACUCGACUGGCGGAUCGAUGAUGGCGACCGGAUUUGCUAUUUAUCUUUCGUUAAAAUUACACGAUUCCAAGAAAA